Vitrella brassicaformis is the source of this 889-nucleotide messenger RNA. NCBI's taxonomy places the organism in Eukaryota, Vitrellaceae. The record is from the annotation of a GenBank genome assembly.
CAAACAGAUCAUGCCCUUGACUUAGUUGCGGACAACACAGCGCAACGCCUUUGUAUCUCUCUGCGAAAGCCAUGCGUCAACCGUCUCUGCACUUCCAUACGCCGCCUCUGAUACACAGACACACACACACACACACACAAUGGCACCUCUCUCUUCCACGGGGUGGCGUCUCUCGCUUUAUUACCUGCGUAUCGAUUCUAUCAUGCCUGGCCAUCAUGGCCGCCCUGCGCUCAGGAUCAGCCACAGGUGGCUCGUGACAGUGCACAUCAUCGCGACAAAAGCCGCUGCACCCGCAGAGAAGAAAGGGAGACAUAAGAUCAUCGAACAGCACAUCCCCGCCUCCAUCCAUCCAUCCACACAGAGACAUACGAGCAGUCGUCCUCAAAUCCGUCGACACCAUUGUCGCCCAAGAGUCCCCUGGCCACCCGGCGAGCCAGCCGCGCCGCCUCUUCAUCCAUCCACCCCCACACACGGCCCUUUGACCGACACCUCAGCCAAACCGGCGGCGGCGCCCUCUCUCUGCGAGGGCUUUCUGCACACAGAGGGAGAGAGAGAGACGGUGAGACUGCGUGUGCACAAUGGCUGUCGUAUGCACCCGCCUGGCGAGAGGCCCCGUGGGGCCUCGUAUCGGUGGAAGCGGCCGUACUCGCCACUCUCUGUCACGUAAGGCCUCCCAAGGGCCCGCUCGCAGGUGUAGCCCACCGAGCUGAUGUGGCAACAUUCGGUCGACGGCCUGCAGUAGCCCUCUCGCCGGCGCGAGCACCAGUAGUCCAUAAUGGGGCAAGUGGCAAGUGGGGGAGGGGAAAGGAGGAAAGAUGGCGGGGGGUAGGAGCUGAAGGCUCAGAUGGGAGGCUGCUGUAAUGAAUGGAUGGUGGCAGGGGCGGGAUCC